AUGCUCAGCCAUAUUAAUAUUUCUUCCGCCUGCCCCCUCCUAGCUCACAAUGGGACCGUAAUCCAGACUCUGGGCGGCCGUGAGAUCGCGUUUGGGUUUCGCCUUUUGACUCAGAUACACACCAUGGCUGUAUCGUUACUUGCAAUCAUUCUUUACGGCCUCGCGGCCUUGCCCAGUGCAUCGGCUGUCACUAACACGCGCUACUGUUCUGUGCUUGAAAGCGCCAGCUCCUCGUCCGAGUGCCGCUCCCUGCCGAAUAAUUUCCUUCAAGAACGAGUUGCUUCCGCUUCUGCGUCUGCUACAGCAUUCGCAUCUUCGGGUUCGACUCCGGACAUCACCAUUUUGCAAAACACAUUCAAGGCUCUUGCCGACUUGCAGAAUGAUUAUUUCAAGCAGGCCAAAAAUAACUGGCCCGAUUCUAUUGACUGGACUGGUGCCGUCGUCCAGACCAUUGUUUCGGGCACCAUGUCGACUCUGACCCAGUCCCUCGAUGCUGCCGUACCAGGCCAGGACUGGAAACAAAAGGAAAACCUGCUUUCCUUCCUGCAUGAACAAAUAGUCAGCUACUAUUUUGGCCAGCAAGCAGACAGAAUCCUCACCGAGGCGUACGACGAUGUGCUCUGGGUCGUCCUUGGCUGGAUCGAGGCCAUCAAGUUCCGUCGUCUUCACGAAGACUUGCACUACCCCGACGGGGGCUUCAGCGACAAGUCUAUCCCGGAGGACAUUACUCAAGCUGUUAAAACCAUGACCUGGCAUGGUCAGUUCUGGGUUGACAGCUUUGCGCAGCGCUCCAACGACUUUUGGGAUUAUGCAACCCAGGGAUGGGACACCAAACUUUGCAACGGCGGCAUGACUUGGAACCCGCGACUGGAAACUUACAAGAAUGCCAUUACCAACGAGCUGUACAUUGCUGGCUCCAUUUCCAUGUAUCAGUAUUUUCCCGGCGAUCGCCUCAAUGGCACUGGAUCGCAUGACGCGCGCCAUCUGCAGGCCGCCAAAGACGGCUACAAAUGGCUGACGAAUGUCAACAUGACGAAUGGCCAGGGCCUAUUCGUUGAUGGCUUCCACAUCAACCACAACAUUCCAGGCAACACCAAGUGUGACCAGCGCGACGAAAUGGUCUACACAUACAACCAAGGCGUCGUCUUGACGGGAAACCGUGGCCUAUUUAGCGUGACUGGGGAUCCAUCUUACAUCGAAGACGGCCAUGAGUUUGUCAAAUCUGUCAUUGCUGCCACGGGGUGGGAUCUACAAUCCGGAACGCCUGUCGAUAGCCUGAGCAGUGGGAAACUCCCUCCCUGGCAUGGCCUUGGCCGCUAUGGGUUCAUGGAGGACCAGUGUGAUGCCUCUGCUACAUGCUCACAAGAUUCGCAGACCUUCAAGGGCAUAUACUUUCAUCACUUGACUGCAUUCUGCAGGCCCCUUGAACUGACACAUGGCAAUACCAAGGUCAACGAACAAGCUCUUAUGCAAGUCCGACGGGCACACGCCGCGUCAUGCCGCACUUAUAUCGACUGGGUCAAGCACAAUGCCGAUGCAGCACUGAAGACGAGAGACGGCAACGGUCACUUUGGCAUGUGGUGGGGAGCCAACGUGUUCAAUGUGAAUGCGGCGCGCUCUGCUGACGGUAUUGAUCACUUCGCUGCCAACAAGACAGAUUACCGCAACGAAGGAACGCCACGUAACGCGGUCUGGGGCGUGCAAGAUGUGUUUGUGCCCGGCGGAGGUAAUGCUACCGCCAGCGCUAGCGGCCAGACUUCCUCGGCCGGCUCGGGCGACCCCAACAGUCGCGGUCGCGGUCGCACGGUCGAGACACAAGCUGGUGGCCUGGCUCUGCUGCGAGCGUACUGGGAAAUUUCUCAGUCUUCAUAG
Akanthomyces muscarius is the source of this 1872-nucleotide messenger RNA. RefSeq lists its product as uncharacterized. The coding region runs from base 1 to 1872 and encodes 623 amino acids. The transcript has 2 exons. Gene Ontology annotation, biological process: carbohydrate metabolic process. Lineage: Eukaryota; Fungi; Ascomycota; Sordariomycetes; Hypocreales; Cordycipitaceae. The record is from RefSeq and is a predicted model, not a curated record.